Messenger RNA from Chara braunii, 1505 nucleotides. NCBI's taxonomy places the organism in Eukaryota, Viridiplantae, Streptophyta, Charophyceae, Charales, Characeae. The record is from the annotation of a GenBank genome assembly.
CCGGAAUGGCUGCCCAAGGGCCAAAAGACAGUCGCCGGUAGGGGUAGCAACUGCCCCUACCACUAGGCCAUGUGGGGAAUAUAGCGCUAGCCGGCAGGAGACUCCCACACCACAUGUGCCUAUGGCAGAGGUUGCAGGCCGGUGUCUAGAUGGUUGUCCAGAGACUGCUUUUGUUAGAGUCUCUCUAGACACCUCCCUCACAGGCGUGGCCGAAGAGUUGAAGGAGAGGAUGCCCGCAUGGGCCAAGAUGAAGAAAGAACAGAAAGGGCAGCUAAUUCUGGUAGAGCCUGGCAGUAGAACUCCCAAGGGCGCCGUGUACAGGAUGUCCCCACGGGAGUUAGAGGAGAUUCGCAAGCAAUUAGGCGAGCUCCUCGAGAAGGGUUGGAUUAGGCCCAGUUCGUCUCCCUUCGGAGCCCCUGUUCUCUUUGUUCCUAAGAAAGAGGGAGAGCUGAGAAUGUGCAUAGACUAUAGGGGUCUGAAUGCUAUUACGGUAAAGAAUGUUGAGCCACUGCCUAUGAUAGACGAUCUCUUAGAUCGAGUGCAGGGGGCCAAGUAUUUCUCUAAGAUAGAUUUGAAGUUCGGGUAUCAUCAGAUAGAGGUGCAUCCUGAUGAUCAGUACAAGACAGCCUUCCGGACUAGAUAUGGGCACUACGAGUUCAUAGUGAUGCCCUUUGGACGCACCAAUGCGCCAGCUACGUUCCAGCGCUGUAUGAACGAUUUGUUUAGGUCGUGGUUAGACAGAUUUGUUGUAGUUUAUCUAGAUGACAUUGUAGUGUUUAGCAGGACCCUCGAAGAGCAUCAGGGUCAUCUCAGGCAGGUCUUGGAGAAGCUGAGGGAAGCUAACUUCAAGAUCAAUACAAAGAAGUGCGAUUGGGCGAAGACCCAAGUUUUGUACCUAGGCCACGUCUUAGACGGAGACGGCGUUAAGCAAGAGGAUAGCAAGAUCGCAGCGAUUAGAGACUGGCCCAUACCACGUACGCUGACAGAGUUGCGCUCGUUCCUGGGCCUAGCGAAUUACUAUAGGAAGCUCGUGAGGAACUUCUCCACCAUCGCUGCGUCCCUUCGCAGAUUGCUGAGAAAGGAGACCAUCUGGAAGUGGGAUAAGGACUGCACGUCUGCCAUGAAGAAGUUAAAGCAAGCAUUGAUAGAGUAUCCAGUCCUUAAAGUCGCCGAUCCGUUCUUGCCUUUUGUCGUCACGACCGAUGCGAGUCAAUACGGCAUAGGCGCAGUGUUGCAGCAAGACGAUGGCAAUGGGUAUAGACCCGUAGAGUUCAUGUCCGCCAGAAUGCCUUUAGAGAAGGUCGCGACAUCGACCUAUGAGAGGGAACUCUACGCUCUCAGGCAAGCCUUAGACCACUGGAAGCACUACUUGCUUGGGAGGCGCACUUCAAAGUCUAUUCUGACCAUGAAACGUUACGAUGGUUAAAGACACAGGCCAAGAUGACACCUAAGCUUACUAGGUGGGCCGCGGAGAUAGAUCAGUACGACUUCGAGCUCAAGCCUGU